AUGUCUAGAAUAAUUCCUUCUACAAUUGCUGCCAUAGUAUAUCAAGGGAUAUAUCUUUUGGCAGGAAUUUAUCAAACACUUACAAUGCAAUAUUUAUAUUAUCAAGGAGCAGCUACAUUGGUUGGGAUAUUGCUUAUGCCCGCAUGGUUUGCAAAAAGAAAUGGAGCCAUCAUGGAUAAAACUGAGGACCCAGAACUCGAUAUGGUAACGAAAGCACUUAAAGAUUAUCAAUUAUUACCUGAAGAUGACAUUCUGACGAAUAGUAGCAAGCUAUCGCUAUCAAGUCCAAAAGAAGUUGUCAACUAUUGCUUUAUAUUUGCUAUCUCUUUAUUGGAGAUUAUGGCUAAUUUUACGUUAACAUUGGGUCUUUUUUACGUUGGAAGUGGUACGUAUCAAGUAAUUCACAGUUCGAUAAUAAUCUGGUGUGCAAUUCUCUCAUUUCUAUUUCUUGGAAGAAAACUUUCACGAGUACAAUCACUAUGCGUUAUUGGAGUAUGUAUUGGAAUAUUUAUUAGUUCUUUAGGAAUUUCUAAAAACUCUAUAGUAGCUAUUACCACCGAACCCAUUAUAUUUAAUUCAUAUCAUAUACCACUUACAAUGAUUGGAUUAAUAUUAACAUCACUUGCAACAUUUGGAAGUGCUUGUGUUUACGUUAUACUUGAUCAAUUAUUAACAACAAUUCGUGUACCUAAUGAACUUCCACCAUCACCAGCCAAAGCAUGUUUUUUAAUAGGAACUAUUAAUUCAUGUUUAGCUAUGAUAUAUAUUGUCAUGUACACAAUUCCAAAUUGGAAAGUACUUAUAAUAGAAGAGAUAGAAAAGAAAAGUCAACAUGUAAAUACUUUUAUAAUUAUUAUAUCAUAUUUGAUGUUAAUUCUUGCAUCAUUCUUUCAUAAUUUUGCAGCUUAUUGGGUAGUAAAACAUCUUGGUGAUAUUGGUCAAUGUUUUACUAUUUGGAGAGGAUUUGGAGCAUUUGUAGUAAUAGGAUGUGUAAUUAUUUUUUCUUUUACAAAAUUAAAAUUUAAGUAA
This is a messenger RNA of Racocetra persica, 1029 nucleotides long. The record is from the annotation of a GenBank genome assembly. Lineage: Eukaryota; Fungi; Glomeromycota; Glomeromycetes; Diversisporales; Gigasporaceae.